Messenger RNA from Nicrophorus vespilloides, 2513 nucleotides. RefSeq names its product oxysterol-binding protein-related protein 9. Gene Ontology annotation, molecular function: sterol binding. The transcript is spliced from 12 exons. Gene Ontology annotation, cellular component: cytosol; membrane; intracellular membrane-bounded organelle. Bases 57 to 2171 code for a protein of 704 amino acids. The record is from RefSeq and is a predicted model, not a curated record. NCBI's taxonomy places the organism in Eukaryota, Metazoa, Arthropoda, Insecta, Coleoptera, Silphidae.
GAACUGUCAGAAGUAUUUUAGCAAGUACUUUAUUCAGGUUAGUUAAUUUUUGAAACAUGGCCGAGAUGGAAGGGUCAUUGAGCAAAUGGACUAAUGUGAUGAAGGGCUGGCAGUACAGAUGGUUCGUGCUGGACGAAAACGCCGGUCUACUCUCGUAUUACACGUCCAAGGAGAAAAUGAUGCGAGGCGUACGAAGGGGUUGCGUGCGUUUAAAGGGCGCCGUGAUUGGCAUCGAUGACGAAGACAGCACCUUCACCAUCACCGUAGACCACAAGACCUUCCACUUUCAAGCAAGAACGGCAGCCGAACGAGAAAAAUGGGUUCGCGCCCUCGAGGACACGAUUUUCCGACACGGAAGCAGGAUGCGUUGGGACACGAACGGACCUCCGGCAACUAUAAAAGACUUUGAUAACAAAGUAUCAGAAGCCGACGCUUACUUGCAACUAAUGAUCGAACAAACGCAGAAUCUAGAGGAGCGCAUCAAAAUCAUCAAAGACGAAGAAGAGAAAACGAAGUGUCAAGUGAUCCUAGAGCACGCCAACAUGAUGUUGGAUAAUAUUAAGCAUUCCAUAGUUUUACUACAAAUUGCAAAGAACACAGCGCAUCCGAUCAACGGAAUUUACCAACCACCAACGAAUAUCGAAGCAAGUCUGACAGAACCAGAAGUAUUGCCGGAUAUGACCAUACAGCAGGGUGUCGAAAUGGCCUCGGAGUGUAUGGAAUCGGCUCGAAGGCAUGCAUCUAUUGUCGCAACAGCUUCGACCGUACCGGAAACCUCGUAUUCCAGUUCAGAAGGUGAAGACGACUUUUACGAUGCGAACGACUCUCCGUUUUCCGUCAGCCAAGCGACAACGCCUACCGCCCUUCGUCAAUUCAACGAGGACCACGCUGUUGCGGUUUCCCCAUCGUCCGUUCAACAAACAACAGCCGCCUCCACAACAGAUCCGAAAAUCCUCCAAACAGUUUCAACUAGGGGAUCCAUCGCGCACUCCGCUAACACAGAAAUUGGGAACGUGGAUUACGAUGCUUUAUAUGAGGACGACACCGAACCAGAUGUGCAAUUAGAUGUUCAGGGAUCGGUGAUCAAGCAUAUGAUAGGACAAGUAAAAAUAGGUAUGGAUCUGACGAAAGUUGUCCUGCCCACGUUUAUAUUAGAGAGGAGAUCACUGUUGGAGAUGUACGCUGAUUACUUUGCGCAUCCCGAUAUAUUUGUGGGGAUUGCGGAUAUGAAAGACCCCAGAGAUCGUAUGGUCCAAGUACUAAAAUGGUACUUGUCUUCGUAUCACGCUGGUAGAAAGAGCUGCGUUGCCAAGAAGCCUUACAAUCCUAUACUCGGAGAAACAUUCUCCUGCAUUUGGGACGUUUAUGAUGAACCAAACGGAGAGGAAGUCCAAGACGGGCCUGUGCCUUGGUGCACCGAAAAUCAGCUUAGCUUUAUUGCCGAACAGGUAUCGCAUCAUCCGCCUGUGUCAGCAUUCUACGCGGAGCACGUUAAGAAGAGGAUAACAUUUAACGCCUACAUUUACACAAAAUCGAAAUUCCUGGGUUUAUCGAUUUGCGUUUACAACAUAGGUCAAGGAAUAGUGUCGCUCCUCGAUCACGACGAACAUUACGUAGUAACAUUUCCAAAUGGCUACGGUAGAUCAAUUUUGACUGUGCCUUGGAUCGAACUAGGCGGUCCCGUGACAAUAACCUGUCCGAAAACUGGAUAUUAUAGUAACAUUGAAUUUAUAACUAAACCAUUCUAUGGCAAUAAGAAGCACAAGAUCACCGCAGAUGUAUUCGGUCCCAACGAUAAAAAGCCCUUCCUGCAGAUUAACGGAGAAUGGAAUGGUCUGAUGGAAGCCAAGUGGAACGAGAAAGAAGUGGAGGAGUUUAUCGAUGUACAGAAGUUGAAAAUAGUUAAGAAACAAGUGAGACCCAUUAGUCAACAGAGCGAAAACGAGUCAAGGAGGCUCUGGAAAGAAGUCACUGCUGGUCUUAAAUACAAUGACAUCGAGAAGGCGACGCAAGCCAAAGCCGAUUUGGAACAAAAGCAGCGUGAAGAGGCCAAAGAAAGGAAAGCAAAUAACGUAAAUUGGGAAACUAAACUUUUUUCCAAAACAUCGGACGAAAACUGGCUGUUCUUGAAACCCUUGCAGAAUCGGAUGACGGCAACAUCGAACACUUGAAUUUCACCCUCCGUAACAACCAAAUUAUUACUUUCACCAAUUGAAAGCGUUAUUAUUUUUUUUACAUAAAUUAUUUUCAUUUAUAUUGCGUGCGCGGACUCGAGUCGUUCCUUUCUCGCGUGUGAUCUAUUUCUUUUUCAUUUUCCAGAGUUAUUAUAUAGUGAACUGUGAUAAUUAAACAAAACGAACACGGCAAAAUAAGUCGACGAAAAAGAAACAUAAGAAAAUUUAGCGAAAGUAUGGAUGAUGAAUGAUGGUGUAUAAUGUACGUAGUAAAAUAAUGUAUGUACACAUUUGUAUUUUCUCCCUGCUGCCGGACAGCCGUAAACAUUAUUUUCAUUU